AUGAUCCAAACAACUUUGCUUUUGAUUGUCAUCUUCAUCGUGACGCAAGUACAUGCGCAGCUUGUGCCGCCGGCGAGACUCGAUGGUUUCGUUUACCCACCGGGUCGCCGCGUUGACCCGGAUACUAUACUAAUCGAGGCGUUCUUUGACCCGGUUUGCCCGGAUAGUAGAGACGCGUGGCCGCCUCUGAAGCAAGCUCUUCAACGCUAUGGAUCUCGCGUUGCCCUUCUACUUCACCUCCUCCCUUUACCGUACCAUGACAAUGCAUAUGUAAGCUCUCGAGCUUUACACAUUGUGAAUGCUCUAAACGCUAAUGCUACCUUUAGUUUACUGGAAGGCUUCUUUGAGCAUCAGGCAUUGUUCUCUAACGCUCAAACACAACUCCUGUCAAGACUUGAAGUUGUGGAGAAAAUUGUCAAGCUUGGAACAGCCACAUUGGGAAACUCAUAUCAACAUGUUCUCAAAUCCGGCUUCAACAACACAAUAUCAGACCGUGCAACCAAAGUUUCCUUCAAGUAUAGCGCUUCAAGAGGGGUUUAUGGAACACCAACCUUCUACGUUAACGGGUUCGUAUUACCCAACGCUGGUUCUCCCUUAGAUUUUGGAGGAUGGAAAAAAGUUCUUGAUCCUCUGAUGGAGAAGUAUGACCGUGUGGUGAAGAAGAAAGAUGAGACUCCGAUUGAUGCUAACGAGAUUCGUAUCACUAGUAUGGGCAGAGCACGUAACUACAUCACUUAUGCCAUGACUCUUCUUCAGGAGAAAGGGUCUACUGAAGUUGUGUUCAAGGCAAUGGGAAGAGCUAUCAACAAGACUGUCAACAUUGUAGAGCUUGUUAAGAGAAGGGUCCCUGAUCUUCAUCAGAACACAUCUAUUGGAUCCACCGACAUCACAGACACAUGGGAGCCUAAAGAGGAAGGCCUUCUACCUAUUGAGACCACAAGGCAUGUAUCCAUGAUAACCAUUACCCUAUCCACGAAAGAGCUUAACACAUCCUCCAUUGGGUACCAGUGCCCGAUUCCUAUUGAGUUGGUGAAGCCAUUAGGCGACAUCGACUAUGAAGGAGGAGAGGGUUCACCUGGUGGCAGAGGGAGGGGAAGAGGAAGGGGACGAGGGAGAGGAAGAGGUGGCAGAGGGAAUGCAUAUGUGAACGUGGAGUAUGAAGAAGGCGGCUAUGAACGUAACCAGUCGUAUGGUAGAGGAAGAGGGCGUGGCAGAGGACGCAGCAGUCGUGGUGGUCGAGGAAGAGGAGGAUACAAUGGUCCUCAGAAUGAGUAUGAUGCACCACAAGAUGGUGGUUACGGUUAUGAUGCUCCUCAUGAACACCGUGGAUAUGAUGACCGUGGUGGUUACGAUGCUCCUCAGCGGCGUGGUGGUUACGGUGGUCAUCAGGGACGUGGUGGUUACGAUGGUCAUCAGGGACGUGGUGGUUACGAUGGUCAUCAGGGACGUGGUGGCUAUGAUGGUUAUCAGGGACGUGGUGGUGGUGGCUAUGAUGGUCCUCAGGGCCGUGGUGGUGGUUACGAUACAGGCCGUGGGCGUGGUCGUGGAAGGGGAGGUGGUCGUGGAAGAGUAGGAGGAGGGGGCCGUGGUGGUGGAUUUAACAACAGAUCAGAUGGACCACCAGUCCAGGCAGUUGCUUGAGAAUGGAGAGUGAGGUUUCUAUGUUACUCAAACAUAAAAAAGAUUUAAAAAAAAAAAGCCAAGUGGUUUGAUGUUUUGUUCUAUCGCCUUGCUCUCUCUCUCUCCCUCUAUGUUUGAUUCUAUCCAUCGAGAAGACAUGUUAUUGCAUCUCUUUUUAUCCAUUGAUUCACAGUUUUUCUUUUAGUUUGCGACUGUUUUCUUUUAGAGUUGCUUUAGAUUUAUAUGUUCAAUUUAUUUAUGAUCUUAGUAUUUUUGUUAGAGAUUUUAAAUUAUCAUCCCUUGUGUUUAUUUUGUUUUGUAGUCUUGUUUAGUUGAGAGAGUAAGAGUAUUAAUAAUUUUUGCUCAAUUUGCUCAAUGGUUUUAGUUUUGAUGGAACAGAGGAUUCUUUUUUUUUGUUCCUAAGCACUUGUUCUGUCUAUUUGAACUAUUUUACGAAAAACAUUCCAC
Molecule: messenger RNA, 2088 nt
Organism: Eruca vesicaria subsp. sativa (arugula)
Lineage: Eukaryota; Viridiplantae; Streptophyta; Magnoliopsida; Brassicales; Brassicaceae
Source: the annotation of a GenBank genome assembly